AUGUUGCGACGCACAAGAAGAUCGCCUACGGCUUGCUCCUGGUGUCGUCAGCGCAAAGUGCGCUGCGAUGCGUCACUCCUGGGCUCUCCGUGUACCCGGUGUCGGCAAGACGGUCGCACGGAAUGUAAUAUUCGCGCUAAGAAUCCUAAGCAGUCUCAAAAGUUGGCAAACCCGAUGCCGCCCACCUACCAAUAUUCAGGAUCAAACAAAAUGAUCACUGACCAGCACACCGACGACUUGCGCCAGUCGAAUGAUCAUCCAACUCUCGCCUCACGGCUCCGCGCACAUGGUCUCAGUUUGGAUGACCGUGGCACAAGCCAACCCCAAUCCACCAAUGUUCCGUAUACAGGAUACGCCUUUGUCGAAUUGCUGUCGCUCCCUUCCGAGGAUCUAGCAUCUCUCAAGUUCAACGACUGCUUGUGUUUGCCCGGCUCCAAUGCAAUCGACGAGUUUGUACAAGAGUACUUCAAGCGCAUUCACCCAUCAGUGCCUGUCUUGGAUGAGGCUGAGUUCUGGCGCAUCUAUCGAAACAAUCAAUCUACCGGUCCCAAGAUAUCUCUUUUCGUGUUGCAAUCAUUGCUUGUCGCAAGCUGUCCGCUAUUAUUCCAACUGAGAGCCGAAAAACGGCCUCAUGCAAAUGCACAAGGCGCUGUUCUACUUACGCAUUAUACCUCUGCACAAGAACCCCAGGCUGGAAGCUUGUGGGUCACAAGGGCCAUCGAGUGCGCCAUGCUCAUCGACGCUCAACCAUCCUCGUCGGUGGAAAGUGUGGCAAUAUCGCUCAAGAAACGACUUUGGUGGUCUAUCCUUCUUCGUGACCGAAGCCUGUGCAUUGGUUUACGCCGUCGUUCUCAGAUGACCUCAACGACCUUGCAUGGAUGGAGUGAUUGGCUGAGUACAGAGGAUUUCAGUGAAGAGUUGUAUCAGUCUCAAGUCUACGACUAUGAUACCAAGAAGCGUUUACUAGACGCACUUCAAAAGCAAUGCGAGCUCGCAGUGCUACUCACAGAUCUAGUGUCUUUGGUGUUCACCCAUCAAAAGACUCCAAGACGGCUUCUGUCUAUGAUUGAAUUCCAGGGCCUCUUGUCAAGUAUAAAAGAUAUCAAAAGAUCCAUCGACAAGUGGAUGCUGCCGUCCAAACCUCUAAUUCCACCAAGAAAUACAUCAGCGUCGGAAGAUCACGACCCAGUUGCAAGGUUGACCUACAUGACAUAUAUGUAUUACCACACAGCACGAAUAAAUCUGGCUCAGUAUGCGGCAUUUGUACUGGAAGAGAACAUGUUCUACGCGGGAGACACAUACAGCAGUCUUGUUCUGGAGAUCAGUAAUGACCUAAGGCAUGGGAUUCAGGGCUUGAGUCUGGUGAUGGAACAUUUCAGUAUCAAUGGAUAUGCUGAUAGUCUUCCCCUGAAGACACUCUACGAUGUCACUGACUGCGUCGCCGUCUCGACCAACCAUAUCCUACAGCUUGCGUAUGCGACAACUCAGAACCUCUUCUUGGAAGAGAAACCACAUCAAUUAUGCUCAUCUGACAAUAUCAUGGCAAGGGGCGCCUCUUUAUCCAGCAACCGGCGCCCGCCUAGAGCCUCCAAUACAUCAAUGUUACCCAAACCUAACCGUCCAACGAGCUGGCAAGAUGCGUUCAUUCGGUGCCCGAGGGCGUAUCUUUUGAUAUCGACGUCUGUGGACUAUGCCAUGUCGACUGGCGACCUGCCGUCCGCGAGUGUGCUUCCUGAAAUUGUUCGCGACCUUCCAGCAAUGGGUGUUAUUGCUCGACUUCCCUGGACAUCUCAUAUUCCGUUCACCGAAUCCACGAGCUCACUUGCAAGUCACAUGAACCAAGUACAGCGGCAUAGUUACCCUGUCAGCAUGCAUUCAUCCUCUGCUGAAGGGAGAGAGGUCUUGGAUGACAUCGAUAUUGAGAUCGAGCCGGAGAAGAGCCUCACCCCGCAAGCAGCCCAAUUCAACUGCAGCUCGUCACCAGAUACAUUUUCCGAGUAUCCUGCAACGCUGUCCUUCAUGGUAGACGAGCAAGUUCAAAGCAGAGUAGCGAAGCAAACUGCCUAUGAAACUACCGCACCGAACCUGGACUUCAUGGACUUUGCCGAUUUCCAAAGUGUAUCAAACAACGCGACGGAAACUUAUGCAUUGGGGUUUCCACUGGAACUUACUGGUAAGGACUUGGAGGGCGAAACCCAGUUGGAACAAUCAGUCUUCGACACCUAUGCUGCCACCCUACCCCAGUCGGUCAAAGUGAUUGACUCGCCACUUUUUGAAUCUUUCUUUCACGAAGCGUUUGAACAGAACUGGUCCGUUGGAUAA
Molecule: messenger RNA, 2322 nt
Organism: Penicillium egyptiacum
Lineage: Eukaryota; Fungi; Ascomycota; Eurotiomycetes; Eurotiales; Aspergillaceae
Source: the annotation of a GenBank genome assembly